Messenger RNA from Biomphalaria glabrata, 5050 nucleotides. RefSeq names its product solute carrier family 2, facilitated glucose transporter member 1-like. Gene Ontology annotation, cellular component: membrane. The record is from RefSeq and is a predicted model, not a curated record. The transcript is spliced from 10 exons. Gene Ontology annotation, molecular function: hexose transmembrane transporter activity. The coding region runs from base 3118 to 4467 and encodes 449 amino acids. Lineage: Eukaryota; Metazoa; Mollusca; Gastropoda; Planorbidae. Gene Ontology annotation, biological process: monosaccharide transmembrane transport.
UGGCGUUAGAUUAAACAGCUGAUUUCAUCCAGAGUCUUGUUAUUAUUCGUUCAUAAUAAUCAACAUGGUGGCAGCGGUAACAAGAACUAUAAUUAGGUUUAUAUCAGUGAUAUAAAUCUAGUUAAAUUAAGUAAAAAAAAAUAGAUCUAAAGUGUAGAUUAGUAGAUUCCAGAGUCUCAGUCUAGAGUUGAGUCUUGAGAGGCUCGGGGCAGUCGGGGUUAUUGAACUUAUUGAGUUACGCCGAGUCGCCCGAGUUACGGUAUUCUUGAUCUAGUUAAGUCUAGUCUAGAUAGUAGAUAUACUAUAGUCUAGUAAAGUUUUCAUUGAAGAUGGCAGAAUGUCAACUUAAACCACCUACAGAGUUAAAUGUGAUUGAAGGUAAAAUGUCUGAAAAUUUUCGUCAAUGAGACUCAAUGGAGAAGACAAGUGGAACUGUUUCUGUUAGCAAUAGGAGCUGAAGAAAAACCUAAAAUCAGAUAAAAAGCAAUAAUACUACAUUGUGCAGAGAUAAAUAAGGAAACUGUUGUGAAGAUAGAUAAGAUAGAACAAAAGAAAACUGACAACAGAAACAACCUAAUAGAUUGCUGGUUUUGUGGAGGCAGACAUGCAGUGAACAGAACAUCAUGUCCUGCUUGGGGCAAAAUUUGCAAUAAAUGCAAAGGUAAAAAUCAUUUUGCAGUUAAGUGUAAAACUGAUAAUAAAAUACAUAUGCAUGGAUGAAUUUGACCAAGAGGAACACUUAAACUCAAUAAAUGUGUUGAACAUCAAUAGGGACAGAAUGACAGCACUAUUCAUGAUAAAUGGUCAACAAAUAAGAUUUCAACUGGACACAGGAGCUGAUGUUAACAUUAUAUGUAAGAAAUAUGUAAAAAAAGACACAAAUUAAGAAGACUGUUCAAACAUUAACAAUGUGGAAUAAUUCCAAAUUAAAAACAGAGGGCACUGCUAACUUAAUAAUAACAAAUCCUAAAAACAAAAAGAACUAUUUGGUAACAUUCACAGUUGUAGAGAACCAUUAUCAAUGUUUAUUAGGCCCUAAAACAUGCCAAAGUUUAAGUCUGAUCACAUUAAAUGAAGAUAGACUCAUAUCACAAGUAAACACAAUGGAUUGUGAUCUAGGAGAUUUAGGUGAAACAUCAUUAGCAGUCAAUGGGAACAUAGCUCCAGUGGUAUCACCUGGUCGUAAUAUACCAUUUGCAUUUCAAAAGAAAGUGGAAGCAGAAAUAGAGACAUUAGUAAAAAGGAAAAUAUUAAUUCCUGUAAAUGAACCAACAGAUUGGGUCAGCCAGAUGGCUGUUGUUCAAAAGCCAAAUGAGAAUUUAAGGAUCUGCAUUGACCCAAGACAUCUAAACACUUCUUUAAAAAGAGAACAUUUUAAAUUACCAACUUUGGAAGCUGUAAUGCCACAGUUCCUAAAUGUAAAAAUAUUUUCUAAAUUAGAGGUAAAGGAGGCUUACUGGCAUGUAUGUCUAGAUGAAAAGUCUAGUCUCCUAACAACAAUGAUCACACCAUAUGGGCGCUACAGAUGGUCAAGACUUCCUUUUGGACUAAGUGUAAGUGGAGAAAUAUUCCAGAAGAAGUUAACAGUAGCAUUGUUAGGAUUAGAAGGAUGCAUUAAUGUGGCUGAUGAUAUCGUGAUUGUGGGAUGUGGUCAGUCCAAAGAAGAAGCAGAAUAAGAUCACUCUGACAAACUGAAGAGAUUAAGAGAGAGAUGCAAAAAGAAAUGCACUAAAUUAAAUGAAACAAAAACAGUAGAGAAACAAGACACUGCAUUAGUGCGCAAGGCAUAAAGCCUGACAUAAAGAAGAUCAAAGCUAUUCUGGAAAUGAAACCAGAAAAUAGCCAAGAAGCAAGAUGAAGUUUUUAACAUAUGCCAGACCCAAGUUGUGGACAUACCGGAUCCGUUAUCAGAAAGAAUAAAACAAGAAACAGACUUAGAUGACACAUUAAGUAAAUUAUCAAAGCAAAUCAUGAAUGGAUGGCCUCAAAGAAAACAAGAUUUACACAACACGAUAAAACCAUAUUUUGAUUUUGCUGAUACUUUGGGACUUAGUAAUGGAGUAAUCUUGAAAGGAGAAAGUGUAGUCAUACCUUUCAGUAUGCGUCAAGAAAUGAAGAAAAACCUGCACACAGACCUUAUCGCAUAUGAUGGAACGAUGAGGAGGGCCCGACAGACGAUGUUCUGGCCUGGCAUGGCUUAUGAAAUAAAACAGAUGGCAGAGACAUGCACUGCUUGUCAAGAAAGGAAACCUAUGAACCAGAGAGAAACACUUAUACAACAUGAUGAAGGAAAUGUGCCAUGGGAAAAAGUUGGAUGGAAGUGGAUGGAAGACAGUAUCUAAUUACUGUUGAUUAUUACUCUAAUUUUAUUGAGUAUGAUUAUCUGUCAACAACAACAUCACAAGAUGUGAUUAGAAAAUUGUGAGGACAAUUUGCUCGUUUUGGUGUUCAGAAAAAUGUUAGUAACAGAUGGCGGUUCGCAGUUUACUUCAAAUGAGUUUUUGAGAUUCACAAAGCGAUGGAACAUCACUCACAUCAGAUCAGAUCCUGGCUAUCCGAGAACUAAUGGGAAGGCUGAAGCUGCUGUAAAGAUAAUGAAUAACUUAAUACUAAAAACUAAAUGUAAUGGUGAUGAUCCAUAUGAAGCUUUACUGGAACUCAGAAACACACCUCGGCAAUGUACUGGAUUUAGCCCAGCUGAAAUGUGCCUCAAAAGAAGUCCUCAAACAUUGAUUCCCAGCACUUCAAAGUGUUUAAGUUAACAUGUUGUAGCUGAGAAGAAAGAGAAUUACAAACGACAAGUAAAAAGACAAUAUGAUAAGCAAGCUCGGGAUCUACCAAAACUCCAUCUAGGGCAAACUAUUUAUUACCAAAACCCAGGUCAAACAGCAUGGUAUCCUGGAGUAAUCACAGAAUAACUAUCUCCAAGAUCUUAUAAGAUCAAGGGAGAAAAUGGAGGAUUCUACAUACGCAACAGAUUUCAUAUUAGGCCAAGGAAAACUAUUUUGAAAGACACUGAUGUAUAUGAUGGGAAUGUCUUAGAUGAUGAUGAUAAUGAAAGGCCAGAUUUUUCUGAUGACUGUUCUCAACAUGCAGCACAGUCUGGAGUAGUUUCUCAUGUACCAGACAAUAAUUGUGAUAGAAAUAAGCCAGCAAGAAUUAGCACUCGAUAAACAAAUAGACCUGUGUGGCAUAGGGAUUAUGAUAUGUAGUACUAAGAAUUUUUAUGAUAAUAUUAAUAUGCAUCUUGAAAUAUUUAUUCUAUAUGUGUCACACUCUCAAUUGAAAUUUAUUUUUAUUUUUAGUUGUUAUAAUAUUUAUAAAAUAAGGUUUCUAGAUUUAUUGAUUUUACUAAAGGUUUACUCUAAUCAAAUGAAAGGUACUCUUCUCUUGAAUAAUGCUGUUGCCUUUACCUGUACUGCUCUACAAGGCUGCAGCAAAGUCUCCAAGUCUUUUGAGGUGUUGAUUGCUGGACAUGUUGUGGCUGGCAUUUGUUGUGUUUCUUGUUUAGAGGGCUGUGAUGUCAUUACAUUGAUGACCUGUUUAAUACCUCUCUGUUGUAUUUUAAGCCGAAUAGACCAGUGGACCCAUAACACUAGUCCAACUAUUCCUGCAAUAUACAGUCUUGUAACCUUGACCUUUUGCCCAGAGUCUCCAAAAUAUCUGCUGGUGAAUAAAAGAGAUGAUGAUGGUGCUGAUGCAGCUCUGAUUUGGUUAAGAAAAACAAGUGAUGUGUCUGAAGAGAUGAAGGCCAUGAAGAAAGAACGACAGGACCUCAGGAACUCACCAAAGGUGGUCUACUAUUCUACAAGUAUUUUUAUCUCAGCUGGUCUGAGCAAGGAGACUUCUCAGUAUGCUAGGGUAGCCACAGGUGUUGUAAAAGUCAUGAUGACCUUCAUAUCUGCCCUGAUCAUGGACCGGGCAGGCAGAAGAAGUCUGCACAUGAUUGGCCUCGUGGGCAUGUGUAUCUCCUCAGUAGUACUAGUUGUUUGCCUUUCACUACAGAAAACAUUGCCCUGGCUGUCAUACAUAAGCAUUGUGGCUGUCAUCAUCUACACCUGUCUCUUUGCUACUGGACCAGGACCAAUACUUUGGUUCAUGGUGACUGAGAUGUUUGCGCAGGGUCAGAGGUCAGCCGCUGUCAGUGUUUUUGUGGUGAUCAACUGGCUGUGCAACUUUGCUGUUGGCUUAGUGUUUCCUAUUUUACAGAAGUCACUAGAAACAUAUUUCCUUUCUGCCUUUCUCCAUCAUGCUGUUGUUGUUCUUCAUUUUCACCUAUAUGUUUGUCCCAAAGGCAAAAGUAUUUCUGAAAUUACCCAGCUGUUUAAAUCUCCCACUAUGGAUAGAUCAGAAUCCAGAAAUUCUUACAAAAGCUCAAAGAACAGAUACAGCACCCAAGUCUUGAUAAUUGAUCCACCUCUCUCAGAAAAAGGGACAGAAUAUUAUAUCGAGUCCAGCUACUUAUAGAAUUUAGGUGGCUGAACAAUUUUAGCUGCUGUUUUAUUUUUUUGAAAUGUUAGUCUUUUGAUUUAGUUUCAUGUUGUUGGAUAAAUUUGUUAUUUAUAACAUUUUAUUAUAAUAUAUACAGGGCUUUCAUUAUUAUAUCAAUGCAAAUACAAUAAAUCAGUUUUAAAAAAUAUAUUCAUCAUUUUAAAUGACAACUUUUAUUAUAUUGUUCUAAAUAUAUAUGAUUAUGUAUCAACAUACCUCAAUGGAAUUGUGAUAACACAUUUAAAGGAGGCCAGAGACUUUCUUCCAAUAAAGUGAUUUAAAACUAUGUACCCCAUCAGUAUUUUAUAUCAUAUUUAUAAAACUAAUUAAAGAAGCUUUAUUCUGGCUGACAAUGUCUGUGCUGGAUGUGGCAAAAUAUGUAAUUUGCAGCUGGGGCUAGGUAGCCAUGGGAAAUACUGCUUUCAUUAAAUCUUUAGACUUGAAGACAAGCCUUAUUAUUAUUAAUCUGGUCAGUGAUUUCAGUGCAAUAUGAACACUAAUGUUUUGUGUAAUUAUUUUUCAAUAAGAUUGUUUUCUAUUAAAAAUAUUUUUAUUAUAA